Clarias gariepinus (North African catfish) is the source of this 1796-nucleotide messenger RNA. RefSeq names its product tripartite motif-containing protein 16-like. The transcript is spliced from 6 exons. Gene Ontology annotation, molecular function: protein binding; zinc ion binding. Bases 36 to 1727 code for a protein of 563 amino acids. Lineage: Eukaryota; Metazoa; Chordata; Actinopteri; Siluriformes; Clariidae. The record is from RefSeq and is a predicted model, not a curated record.
CUCUCUCUCUUUAGUUCGGUGUGAGUUUAGGGAAAAUGUCUGAGGCCAGUAUUUCAGUAGAUCAGCUUUCAGUGGAUGAGUUCAUCUGUCCAGUGUGUCUGGAUCUCCUGAAGGAUCCGGUGACUCUCCCCUGUGGUCACAGUUUCUGUAAGGUGUGUAUUAAUGACUGCUGGGAUCAGGAAGAUAAGAGUGGAGUUUAUAGCUGUCCUCAGUGCAGAGACACUUUCACUCCAAGGCCUGUUCUACGCAGAAACAACAUGCUGGCUGAAGUGGUGGAGAAACUGAAGAAGAAGACUGAAGUCCAAGCUGCUUCUCCUGCUCACUGUUACGCUGGACCUGGAGAUGUGGAGUGUGAUUUCUGCACUGGGAGAAAACACAAAGCCAUCAAGUCCUGUCUGAUGUGUCUGGCCUCCCUUUGCAAAAGUCAUUUAAAGCCUCAUCUUGAGAUUCCUGCCUUGAAAAAGCACAGUUUAGUUGAAGCUUCUGGAAAUCUAGAAGAGAAGAUCUGCUCUGAGCAUGAUAAAGUGCUGGAGAUCUACUGUCGUACUGACCGACGCUUCAUCUGUUAUCUGUGUGUGACGGAUGAACACAAAAGCCACGACACUGUCUCAGUUAGAGCUUACAAAACUGAAAAACAGAGUGAGUUAAAGGAGAAGCAGAUGAAAUCACACCAGAUGAUCCAGGAGAAGCAGAAGAAGGUGCAGGAGCUGAAACAGGCUGUGAACACUAUAAAGCUGAGUGCACAGACAGCAGUGGAGGACAGUGAGAGGAUCUUUACUGAGCUGAUCAGCUCCAUGGAGAAAAAGCGUUCGGAGGUGACGGAGCUGAUCAGAGCUCAGGAGAAGACUGAACUGAGUCGAGCUGAACGACUCCUGGAGCAACUGGAGCAGGAGAUUGCUGAUCUUCAGAGGAGACUCACUGAGCUGGAGCAGCUUUCACACACACACGAUCACAUCCAGUUCAUCCAGCGUCUCCAGUCUCUCAGUGUCUCUUCUGGACGUGAGGACUCACCCAGCAUCACUGUCAAUCAACAUCUUCCAUUUGAUGGAGUGAGGAAAUUUCUCUCUGAUCUGAAAAAGAGACACGAGGAAUUCUGCCAGGAGGAGUUCAUCAAAAUCCCUCAACAUGCUGCAGCAGUUCAGAUGAUUUCACCCUCAGAACCAAAGAGCAGAGAAGAUUUUCUACACUAUUUCUGUGAUCUGACUCUGGAUCCCAACACAGUAAAUUAUCACCUCAUUCUGUCUGAGAAGAACAGAGCGGUGACGUACAGUAAGAUACAGCAGACGUACUCUGAUCAUCCAGAGAGAUUUGACUCCUUUGAGCAGGUGUUGAGUAAGGAGAGUGUGUGUGGACGCUGUUACUGGGAGGUGGAGUGGAGCAGUAAGGGAUAUGUGUACAUUUCAGUCUCAUAUAAAGACAUCAGAAGGAAAGGACGGGGUAAUGAGUGUCUGUUUGGAGGCAACAAUCAGUCCUGGAGUCUGUGGUGUUCUUUUUCUUUUUCUUUUCUCUCUUUCUAUCACAGCAACAUUAGGACUUGUCUCAGAGUUCCAUCACCCUCCAGAAUAGGAGUGUAUGUGGAUCACAGUGCAGGAACUCUGUCCUUCUACAGCGUCUCUGACACGAUGAAGCUCCUCCACAGAGUCCACACCACAUUCACUCAGCCUCUGUACGCUGGAUUCUGGCUGCCUUUUAAUGGAUCAACUGCGAGAUUUUGUGAUGCAGAAUAAAAUGCUCCUGGUUUCUUCUUUUCAUAUGAAUCUUACUGAAAUAAAGGUUUAAUAUGAAAUGUUCACUAA